This is a messenger RNA of Apis cerana (Asiatic honeybee), 5944 nucleotides long. It is a transcript of the gene chp, whose product is annotated as leucine rich repeat containing G protein-coupled receptor chaoptin. The record is from RefSeq and is a predicted model, not a curated record. Gene Ontology annotation, molecular function: protein binding. NCBI's taxonomy places the organism in Eukaryota, Metazoa, Arthropoda, Insecta, Hymenoptera, Apidae. Gene Ontology annotation, cellular component: extracellular matrix.
ACAUAGCAAUUAGCAAUAUUUUUAUUCUUAAAAUAGAAAUAAAAAAUGAUUCUUUUAUUAAUUAAAUUAUAUCGUAAUAUUUUUAUGCAUUUUCUAAAUCUAACGUAAUAGUCAUUUUUAUGGAAAAAUCUUUCUAUUUUCAAACAAUUUCAAUUUCUUUGAUUUAUUUUUUUAUAUGUAUAUUACCAUAUCUAUUUUCUAUAUAAAUUAGUUAAAUUUCUAGAAAAAAAAAUUCAUAAUGAUUGAUCUUUUAUGUCAUUAAGAAGGAUAUAUAUGCAAAAUUGGAAUACAUUUGCAUUAAUUUUGAAAAAUGCUGGAAAUCAUUAUAGACUGUAUUAUUAUUUUUUUAAAUUUAUUUGCUCAUAAGAAACAAAUAUCUGUUUCAAGCGUAUCUUUCUAUUAACAUAAAUGUUAUAAUAUCGUUUUUAAAAUUAAUAAAGAAAAUCUAAUGAAUUGUCCAAACAAUUUUUUUACUACCACAUUAAUAGUACACUAUAGAUAUAAACCACGUGCGUCAAUAUUAAAAAGAUUAGACUAUAACUAAUAAUUGGCUUGUUUGUGAAAAACUGAUUAUAUAUGACGAAUGUAUAUUGGUUUUUUUCUUCAAUCAAAAAAAAAAAAAAAGAAAUUGACGUCAUCGUGGAAUUAGAUUAUUGUAUUUAAUGAGAUAAUAUAUUUUAUAAAACUAAAUUUUUUUUAUAAGAUAAAUUAUUUAAACUCAAUAAUAAUUAUAGUUAUACAAUUAAAUAAUUUAUUUAAACAUUUUGAUAUUUAAAAAUGACCAUUUAUAUAAUAUCUAUAUACAGAUAUUAUCGAAAUUUAUUUGUAAUUUACGAUGAUAACAUUUGAUUAAUUUUAAAAUUUGAAAAUAAUAAUAAAAAUGGGUUACGUGCUGGUCAUUUUUACUCUAUUAUUGAUGAUGUGGGCAUCCUUGGCUCGGAUGCACGAACUUCCAGUGCAAUAUCCACCGUGUUUCUUCAACCCCCUUUGUACUUGCUCCAAAGCCAUUCCUGAUUUGGGUAUAGUGACCUGUUACAACGUACCAAUGCCGCGGAUACCUCUGCCAAUAAAUUCUUCCAAGGUGUUUAUGCUACAAUUGGAGAACAAUGGAUUGAUGUUCUUGCAACCACAGUUUCUCAUGAACACAGGUCUGUACAAACUACGAAUCAAACAUAAUCCCUUGGCUGACAUCCCUGACGAAGCUUUCCUAGGGCUUGAGAGAUCGUUAUGGGAGCUCGAAUUACCCUACAAUCGGCUGGAAAAAAUUCCUAGCAAGUCAUUCAGACAUUUGCAGAAAUUACAACUUCUUGAUCUAACAGGAAACAAAAUAUCAAAGAUCGCCUCAGACAACUGGCGUGGUCUCGAGAAUUCCUUGCAAAAAUUGCGAUUGGGGCGUAAUGCGAUCGACAAACUUCCAGCAGACGCGUUCGCGGGUCUCACUUACUUGGAUAUGCUCGACCUACGUGACAAUAAUCUGAAGGAAAUCGAUCCUUCCGUAUUCAGAGAUGGCAUGGCGCAUCUGAUACAUCUGUAUCUGAACGGAAAUCAAUUGACACACAUACCUUACGCGCAAUUAUCGUCAUUGAAGCGGAUGAAGGUGUUAGAUCUUAGCUAUAACAGGAUAUCGAAAAUGUUGAACCCCCAACUGGAGUCAGAAAUCAAGGGACUUCAGAUGUCUCUCGAUAUAUUGCGUCUGGAUUACAAUCAAAUCGAAACUCUGAUGUCUCGUGAUUUUCAGCACUUUUUAAAAGUCAACAGGACUUAUUUGGAUGGUAAUCCUUUAACGAUGAUCGAGGAGGGUACGUUUAGAGAUUCGAGAAUACGGGAACUUUAUUUGAGCGAUUGCGAUCUAUUGGAGAUCGAUUCAUCUAAUUUCGUUGGUUUGGAAUCGUCUCUCGAAUUGCUGGAUCUCUCGGGAAAUAAUAUUACGUUACUUCCAAGUCCUAUCUUCCAAGAAUACGAUUUUCUACGCACUUUAAUCUUCCGUGAAAACAAGAUUCAAACCUUUUCACCGGCCGAAGUAUUUAAUGGUUUCCAAUAUUCUUUGUAUAAUCUGGACUUGAGCGGGAAAGAAAACAGCGUGGUGUCACUUCAAGAUCUUCGACAAAUGAGGAAUAUGCGAUUCCUUUCUAUCUCACGAAUACCAGAGUCGACGUUAUCCCCAGAUAAUUUUAUGGAAUACGGGAUGGAUAUCAAAGAGCUUCGUAUUGUGAAAAGUAAUCUGAACGCCAUCAAAAGUCAUGCUUUCAUGCAUGUACGUGGAAUCAAAUAUCUGGAUUUCUCUGAAAAUUCGAUAUCCACAAUAGAAGACGAAGCUUUCUCCGAGGUCGGCCAUUCGCUUCUAACAUUGAGAAUGUCUCACGCUCUAUCUUCUUCCGUUUCUGAAAUACCGAAAGCGCCAUUUAAAUUCCUGACGAAUCUACAACAUUUUGAUUUUAGCAACAAUAAAAUUAAAUCACUACCGGACACGUCUUUUCAUUUUCUGAAGAGGAUUAAACGAAUGGAAUUGCAGGACAACGAAAUCGAUAGUAUCAGAAAAGGGACUUUUCAGGGCGAUAUACAUUCCUAUCUGGAAGAAGUGAAUUUCUCGUUUAAUAUGAUUAAAACGAUCCAAACUCAUACGUUCGUCGACCUGCCAAAAUUAACUAUGAUAAAUUUAGAGGACAACGCUAUAGAUAAAAUCGAGAGGAGAGCAUUUAUGAACAUGAAACUGUUGAAAUAUAUUAAUUUGCGAGGCAACAAAAUAAAGGAUAUCACGGAUGAAGCCUUCCAGAAUUUACCAGAUCUGGAAUAUCUUGAUCUCGCGUAUAACGAUCUGAUCGAGUUCGAUUUCGCUUCGUUCGACCAAGUAGGAACGUUGUCGUCGUUCAAAGUGAACGCUAGCCAUAACGAAAUCCCGAAAUUAUGGAUUAACAGUACCACAUUCACGCCACCGACCACCAUCGGCGGAACAAUUCAAUCGAACAUCAAAGUUCUCGACCUCAGCUACAACAAUAUAUCCGAUAUAAUGAAGUAUUAUUUCAAGCCAGUGGAAUUCUCGUUAACACAUCUCUAUCUGGCUCAUAACCAACUGACAAACGUAACUCAAGGUGUCUUUGGAAAUAUGCCACACUUGCAAUGGCUUGACCUUAGUCACAACGAACUGAUGGAAAUCGACUUCGAUUGCUUCAGAAACACGAAAAAUAUCCAAGUGCUCUUCCUUUCUUGGAACAAUAUCAUGGACAUCCCAGCAGAGGCAUUUAGACCAUUGAAGAAGCUAAGGAUCAUUGAUCUUUCUCAUAAUAGGCUGAGAACAUUGCCGGAUAAUAUGUUUUCCGAAGCUAAUAUCGAGAGUUUGGAUCUGUCUCAUAAUCAAUUUAUGAGAUUACCCACAAAAACCAUGUCUAUCUCAGCAGCUGCUAGUUUAUCCAUGUUGGAUUUGUCUUGGAACACUCUCUCGGGAAUCCAUACUACUGACGCCAUAUUUAGAUUACGAAGUUUGACAUGGUUAGAUUUAUCAUACAAUCGAUUGGUUAGGCUCGACGACGGGAUAUUCUCUGAUUUAUCAUAUCUAACUCAUCUAGACUUGAGUCACAAUAAACAAUUACUUUUGGAAUCACGUGGAAGAACAUUUCAUGGCUUAGAGGACUCGCUUUUAUAUCUUGAUUUAAGCAACAUUUCGCUUUUAAGUGUGCCAGAAUUGCCAUUAAGACGAUUGCAAACGUUGUACUUGGCACAUAAUGAGUUGGCAUCGAUACCACCGGAAAUGGCAUCGAAUUUAACGUCUCUUCACUAUUUAGAUCUGAGUGCCAACGAUCUAACAGUGGUACCAUUGAUCACGCACACUCUACCUGAGUUAAAAACUUUUAAUUUAGCCGAUAAUCCAAUCACGGCUGUUACCAAUACUAGUUUCUUAGGUAUCGCAGAUAGCCUUGAGGAAUUGGAUAUACGACGAUUAUCUUUAUUGACAUUCGAAAGUGGAGCACUUUGUAAAGCUACAAAACUUCGUAAGUUAUAUAUAACUGCUUACAAUGGUGUGAAAAAUUUUAAUUUUCCCAACAUUCUUGAAUAUAAUCACGGCUUAAGGCAUUUAGUCAUUGAUGUACAAAAUGAUACGAAUUUGGAAAAAGAAAUGAAAGGAAAGUUUCCUAAUAAAUUAUUUAAUAUUACGUUGACAGGUCGAGCAUUAAAGAAUGUAGACUCGGAUAUAUUGCGAGGUAUAAGAAAUCCACAUUUGCAUUUUGGAAUGUUCAACACGAGUGUGAAUACCGUGCCUAAGCAAAUAUUUGAUAAUGCAGAAUGGGUGAGAAAUGUGACGGUUCAUCUUCGCCAUAAUGACGUGCGAACGCUUCACAAUCCAUCUAAUGGAUACAAACCAGGCGUGCCAGGAAAACGAUUUCUGUUGAAACUCACGGUGAGAGGAAGCUAUUUUACUUGUGAUUGCGACAUUGGAUGGAUGGAAACCUGGCAGAGAAAACAUAGACAAUAUCAAGAGGAUCGUUGCACUACCUAUAGUGAAUUUAAAAAUAUCGAACGAGAUGAAGAAGAUGAUGAAUUCGAUUGCUGGGACAAUGGUUGGGAUGACGAUUUACGCGAAUCAUUUUGCUUAAAUAAGAAUAAUAUGUCAGUAUUAGAAGCAUUGAAAACAGAUCUUGAAUGUGGAUGGGGAACUGCGACUUAUAUUCAUACACCUCAUUAUCUCGUUGUCUUCCUUUUCGUUAUUUUUGCAAUGAUUACUUAUUAGAUCUUACUUUUUAUGUAUUUGUAUUUUAUGUGAUCACGAUCAUUCAACAAAUUUCCUUUCCUCGAAAUGCAUAAUAAUUUGAAGUGCAAACAUGUGAUUUAUCAUUUAUCAAAGUAAAGUUAACCUCUAUUCUAUUUUAUUUCAAAAAGGAAUAAUGUAUCGUGAAUAUGAUCACAUUUAUUUGUCAAUAGAUAUUAAUUGUAGUUAUGUUUUGUGAAUGUAAAUGAUUAUGAAGUUAUAUUAUUACAUAUAUUAAAGGGUUAUUGAAAUAUUGGUAAAUAUCAAUAUUUAUGACAUAUUUAAUUAAAUAACUAUAAUAGGUUAAGUACAUCGUUUUAAUUCCUUAUUUAUUUAUCAUCGUUAAUAACAAUUAUUUAUUGAUGUAUAUAAUCUAGUGAUUAAUAUGAAUAUGAUUAUAUUCACGAUUGUUUAUAUUUAAUAUACUCUCUUUCGAUAGUAUUGUUUUAUAUUAAAUAACAUCAAAUAUGAACAUUUUUUGAACAUAAUGAAAUAAUUUUAAAUUGAAUUUGCACUUUAAUUAAAUAUAUCAGAGGAAAUACAAAUUUUUGCACUUCCUUCCAUUUAAAGCAGCACGCUUCGAAUCAAUGAGACUGUUGGAUCAAUUGUUCAGAUACUCGUACAAAGUGACUGAUUACGGAUCGAUCGUACUAGAAAAACAUUUGAUAUGUUUUUUUUUUUCGAUAUACACGAAUCCGUUGCAUUAAUAGGAAUUGAAGUUUUAUUCUUUGUUUAUAAUUAUCGGUGCAUUUGUUGCGAUUGUUAUACAAUGUAUAAAUAUCAUGUAGUAACAGGAUUUUUCUUUCAUAUUUUAUAUUAUUGUCAAACUAAGAACUUGUAAAAAAAAAAAAAAUUAGAUGAUAAUUAUGAUAGAAUCUUUAAAAAAAGUGAAGAUUAAACAAAAAAUAUUUUCGAAAUUUUAAACAUUUCUCUUUUAUGAUUUUCCAAAAAAUCUUAGCUUGACAGUGAAAAUAUUUAAUAUGUUUCACAAGUAAUUCAAAACAAAAAAUCGAAUGUUUAAAAAACUGAUGAAUGAUUAUUAAUCUAAUGCAUGAUUAUUAUGAUUUCAAAAAAUAAUAUUACUAAUCUAAAAUUAAUUCGAUAGCAGAAAUUUUUUUAUUAUCUGUUUAAAAAACAAAAAUAUUUCCUUUAAAGUAUAUGCUGUUAAUGCAUUUUUUAAUAAAAUUACACCGAAUACUAUGA